GUGUUGAAGCUGACUGUUGUCAAUUGUCUCCUAUUUUUCGGAUGGGUUGGUGCGUUCGUAGCCGGCUCAAGACGCCAGUUUGACACCAUGACGAAGGGUUUGCUUUUGUUGCUGUCUUUUCUUUUGCCUAGUUCGACAUGUGCAAAAGUUCUGACUGGAGAAGUGCUAUGGGAUGGCGCUUCAGACAUUCACAGGAAGAUUUGGUUAUCCCCUUUCAUUUCAGAGGCGUGCAGUGGGGACUUGGAUGUCUUGGAGUUCAGCCAGUACAUGGUGCAAGACAUAGGUUGUUUCAUGCCAGGGGUCAUCAAAGUGCUGCAUGGCCUCCAAGACAGGUCCCUCAAAGAACAAGGGACGAGUGGCAAUUUGACCGUCUACUUUUGUCAGCUGCACAGUCGUUAUGUCACUUACUUGGCUGAGGAAGGCAGUGGUUGGCACCUGCAAAACGUGACUUGCAGCAAUUCCUGCCAGGCUUAUGUGGAUUUUUUGGGAGACGUUGCUCGGAACAAACCUUUGGAACAGUCAGUGAUUGCUUUUGCUCCCUGCACUGUUCUGUGGGAAUGGCUGGGCUGGAAGAUGAGCAGCUGCAAGGGGCUAAGCAAGAAUGCUUACAAGACUUGGAUCGCAGGGUUGGGCGGCAAAUCUUCCAUUGUGCAUCAAAUUGACAUUACAUCCUACCCUGUUCAGCAGUCCAUGAAAACCUUCAGAGCUGCCAUGAUCCAUGAACUCGAUUUCUUCAACUCAGUGAGUUCCCAUGCACCUUUGGCAACGACGACCCUGGCGACAGCGACGUCGGACAGUGAAGGAUGGUAUGUCCUAGUGGUCCUAGUGCUGGGCAUUUUGUUGGUGGCUAUGUGGGCAAUGGCAGCAUGGAGGAGGGUGGAGGCAGAGCCUUUGGAAAGACAUCUCUUGAACAUUUAAAUAUCAAUGUUCGACAAGGUGGGCACCAGCGUGAAAACGGUGACUGCUUCGCCGCUCGAAUAAGUGGCUUGGCGCAGCGCCAACCAGAUAAAUAAUGGCAACGUAUUGGGUUUGUCCCAUUACCUGCAACAGUC
Messenger RNA from Durusdinium trenchii, 1052 nucleotides. The record is from the annotation of a GenBank genome assembly. NCBI's taxonomy places the organism in Eukaryota, Dinophyceae, Suessiales, Symbiodiniaceae.